Molecule: messenger RNA, 2098 nt
Organism: Meira miltonrushii
Lineage: Eukaryota; Fungi; Basidiomycota; Exobasidiomycetes; Exobasidiales; Brachybasidiaceae
Product: RNI-like protein
Exons: 1
Coding region: 67-1986 (639 amino acids)
Biological process (GO): SCF-dependent proteasomal ubiquitin-dependent protein catabolic process
Cellular component (GO): SCF ubiquitin ligase complex
Source: RefSeq, a predicted model, not a curated record
AAUUUCACUUCUUGCCACCGCCAUCCGAUCAAGUGGUCAUAGGGCCUCUCUCAAAAUUAGCCAAAGAUGUCAAAUAACGGAGCAAAUCAACGCUCAGAGGUUCGAGGUCCAACUUCAGCCUUGACGGCAUUCUUGCGAAGCAAAAAUAUUCGUGUUCCUAAUGCGAAUCGUUUUAGACGUAGAGAUGAUACUGGACCUUUGGUAUUAGAUGAAACGACUGGAGCUGUUAUCGGUGAGAACGGUCAAGUUGUGGCUCAAGCUGAAGAAGUAUCGGCUGCUGUUGAUGCAACCGUUUCUGGAAGCGCAACACCAUCUUCGAGUAGUACACCGCAGGCCACCUCACAAAGUGAACGCUUAGCACGUAUUGCGUCAAGACGAAAGAAUCAAUCAAUGAACUUCGAAGAAGAGGAUUCAGAAGCAUCAGAUGAUGAAGAAACACCAUCAGCAGCAAAGAAACAAAAGGUAUCUAAUAAUGCAAGUGCGAGCACCUCUGCUUCCGCUUCCAACGGUGCCAUUGUUUUGGGAGAUCAUUCAUCACGUCAUACGGCAGCAGGCGCUGUUGACUUUUGUGCUGCCUGUGCGAAACGCUUCAGUGUGACGGCAUAUACGCACCAUACUGAGAAAGGAGGUGUAUGCCACAAAUGCAAGGACUUGAUUCUGAAUGGCAGAAAGACUACAAGCGGUAGAGCAUCAGGUGUUCGUGGAGUCACCACAGGAGAUGCAAGUCCGUCUGAAAGUCCAGCACCGGCCAAAAGAUCGAAAGCACGUCGUAAGCCGAAUCAGCUCAUGUUCGAGAAGACACGCUUGCCUACAUUACAAUCAAUGUGCAUCAACAUUAUUGCAGACAAUAUCGAAGAUGUUGAAGGAUUGAUUGGUAUCGCCAAUCAGAAUAUGGAUUCGAUCAGCAAGAGUAUCUCUAAAAAUAGACGCUUGAACAGUCAAACAGUCAAUCUUUUCUUACAAUCUUCUGCGAAGGAGUUGACUUUCUAUGAUUGCAGUGCACUUGACUGUGACGUAUUGGCAAGCAUUCCAGCUUUUUGUCCUUUCGUUGAGAGCAUCAAUUUGCAAUAUUGCGGUAUGCUCGAUAACACUUCGAUUGAUGCCUGGAGUAAAAAGUGCAAAAAGUUGCGCAAAAUUGAACUUUAUGGACCGUUUUUGGUGCGUGUGGAAGCAUGGCACCGUUUCUUUCAAGCGAUGGGAGAACGUUUGACAACGUUUAAGAUUCGCGAAAGUCCGCGAUUCGAUAAAGGUUGUUGUGAAAAGAUGGUAGAAUUCUGUCCAAAUAUCACUGAACUGGGCUUGGCGCAAAUCGGACCACUGAAUGCCGAUUGUCUGUCAGUAUUGAAAGCUUAUGGUCAUCAAUUGACAUACCUUGACAUUUCGGAUCCCGGCGUGUCGGCACCUGGUGUGCCACCCAAAGGUCUGGAAGAUGAUGCAGUGAUUGGCAUGCUUCAGGCUACCGGCCCGCGAUUGGUCCAUCUGGACAUCUCUCGCAAUGCUGACCUGACAAGCAAGACUUUGUUAGACGGCAUUUUGGCAAAUUGCAUCUCUUUGCAAAAGCUCAGUGUCAUUCAGAUGCAUGCAGAAGAGAUCUUACCGGAGCACUGGGUGUCGCUUUUCCAAGGACUGAAAGAGCGAGGUGCAGCAAAAUUGACUCAUGUCAAUUUGGAAAGAUGCUUGGCUGUUGAUGAUUCGGUCAUCGAAGCAUUGAUCGACUUUUGCGGUGCAAGUCUGGUCGAAUUGAAUCUUAACUCGUGCGACAAAAUUACAGAGAAUGGGUUCAAGCAAAUUGCCCAAAAUUGCCGUAGCUUGAAAAUGCUCGACGUAGGCUUUUGCAGAGCUAUUGACGAUGGUAUCGUGACGGAUAUGGUCAAUAGCAUUCGUGAUUUGCAAGAAAUUUGGUUGUUCUCUUGCAAUCGCAUUACACCUUUUCUUACUUCUUCUCGUGUCCGUUUACUCGGCAAAGAAAAGUACGCAAAAGCUUGAAAUAUAAUAUAGAUAUGUAUAAUAACCUUAUUUUGGCACCUUCUUCUAAUAUGAUCUGUAAUAUAUAUAAGCACACACAAUACUUUAAUUGACUCAAUGAAUUAUACAGACC